AUGAAUACGGAAAUUGAUGUGGGAGCCCUCUCGGCUAUGGACACUGUUUUCCUAAGACAUCUUAACUUUUCAGGUAACUUGGCUCUUGGAAAAUCAACGUGGCAAAGCACCUCCUUCGAUUCCACAGUUGGUCCUGAAAAAGCUGUUGACGGUUUAAAUUCAGUUCUAAGUUUUGAUGGAAAACAAUGUAGCAUUUCCUUAAAUGGGCAAACGACAGCCACGUGGUGGGUGUUUCUCGGGGAGAUCUAUAAUAUACAUACUGUCGUUAUCUACCCCAGAACAGGUGGCUUUGUAUGGAAUUCAGCCAAUCAAUUUACGUCUAGAUUUCUUGGAUUUUCUGUGUAUGUUUCCAAUACGACAGACAAAAAUUCAGGGCAUUUAUGUUUCAAAGAUACAGCAUACACGAAAUCAACGAUUCCAGCCGUUGCCAAUAUAUCUUGCCCUGUACAUGGACAAUAUGUCAUCUAUUACAACGACAGGCUUCCGGAUAUUUCUUAUCCUACUGGUUAUUCCAAGUACGCAUUUACUGAUCUUUGUGAAGUCGAGGUUUAUGGUUGUAAAGCAGGAAUGUUUGGUUUAAACUGCCAGAAAAAAUGUAGCGAAAACUGUUUAGUCACAAAUCAGUGCAAAGCCACAACGGGGGAAUGUGAGGAUGGUUGCAAACCAGGUUGGAAAGGACUUUUAUGCAACAAAGUUUGCAAUCUUGGUUACUAUGGUGUUGAUUGUGAAAAAGAAUGUAGUUCCUUUUGUAAGAUAUCACGUGAUUAUAAACACGUGAAUGGUUCCUGUAAAGAGGGAUGUAAGGCUGGUUGGCAAGGACAAAACUGCUUACAAAACCAAUCACAAGAGGAUACUGCUUGGCAGUCCCGAUUUUAUGGAGUUCUUGCUGCUUUAUUUGUGUGUCUAGCAAUCAUUAAAUUGCUAAUUGGUAUUAUCAUCAUGCUGAAAAGAAUGCGAUGGAAAAACGUACGGGGAUUCCUGGUAAGGAGGAGUGUGGAGCCUGUCUGGGAUAUAAACAAUGUCAUCACAUCAAUGGGUCAUUUCUUGAAGACAGUGACGCUGGAUAUGAAGGAGAGCUUUGCAAAACAGGCAUAG
This is a messenger RNA of Saccostrea echinata, 1095 nucleotides long. RefSeq lists its product as uncharacterized. The record is from RefSeq and is a predicted model, not a curated record. The transcript has 7 exons. The coding region runs from base 1 to 1095 and encodes 364 amino acids. Lineage: Eukaryota; Metazoa; Mollusca; Bivalvia; Ostreida; Ostreidae.